AUGGCGAUGAGAAACAAGGUCGUUCGGCUGCUCUUCUGGCUGGGCGCAGCCGUCUUCUCGCUGCAGCUAGCCACGUAUCUCUACCAUGGCAGCUCCGCGCCUUUCUGGGGCCGAACCCAGACGGCAGUCAUCAGUGGCGUGCAGCCGAGCCCAGAUGCCGAAAAAGCAGAGAUGAUCAAGGCGGCUUUCCAGUUCUCGUGGAGCAGAUAUUCAAGAUACGCGUUUCCCCACGAUACCCUACUUCCAGUCAAUCUGGCAUUCGAGGAUGACCGAAAUGGGUGGGGCGCCAGUGCUGUCGACGCGUUGAGCACCGCCAUCAUCAUGGAACAAGCCGAGAUUGUGGACAAGAUCCUGAGGCAGAUUGCUGUUACUGAUUUCACCCGAACGGCUGUGGAUGACCAGCCCAUCUCAUUAUUCGAGACCACCAUUCGCUACCUUGGAGGCUUGCUUUCCGGCUACGAUCUACUCUCUGGCCCCUUCAGCAACCUGGUUCAAGACCAAAAACUGGUGGACAAAUUGUUAGAACAGGCAGUAUCUCUUGCUGAUAGCCUAAGCAUCGCCUUUGACACACCGAGCGGUGUUCCCGAUGACGAAGUCAUCUUCAACCCCAAGCGGAGGCGGUUUGGUAACCAUGAUAACUCCAUCACUUGCAUCGGCACUCUCGUUCUCGAAUGGACUCGCUUAAGUGAUCUCACUGGCAACCCGACCUACGCAGGUCUCGCCCAAAAAGCCCAGGCUCAUCUUCUCAGCCCCAAACCCGGCACGGGUUUCAAGCUGCCCGGUCUCGUGGGCACGUACGUCCGCCUCAACAAUGGUGAAUUUGGGGACUAUCAGGCCGGCUGGGGCGGCGGCUCCGACAGCUACUACGAGUACCUCAUCAAGAUGUAUGCCUAUGAUCCUGUCGCCUUUGCUGCCUACAAGGACAGCUGGAUCCAAGCCGCCGAGUCGUCAAUGCGGUAUCUGGCAUCCCAUCCCACGUCCCGUACUGACCUCACCUUCCUCGGCGAGUUUCGUGGAAAUUCGACUGUGCCAAUGUCCAGUCACCUGGCCAGCGUCUGUGGAGGCUCCUUCAUUCUCGGCGGUCUCCUUCUCCAAAACCAGACGUUCGUCGACUUUGGCCUCGAGCUCUCCAAGUCGUACUACGAGGUGUACCGCCAGAGCCCAACCGGGAUCGGCCCAGAGGAGUUCCGGUGGAUCGACGACCACCAGGAACUGACCAAAGAAGCUACCAACCACCCAGCCCCGGAGAAGUGGGCGAGCUUCUACGAGGAUAGUGGCUAUUGGCCCACGAAUGCCGAAUAUAUCCUCAGGCCAGAGACGAUUGAAAGUAUCUACUACGCGUAUCGCGCGACCGGCAAUCGGAAAUGGCAACAGAUAGCAUGGAAUAUGUGGAAAGCACUGGACAAGUCAACUUGGGUCGAAGGGGGUCAUUCAGGGCUGCACAAUGUGAUGCUAUCGCCCGAUGAUGGAAAGCGGGUCGAUAAGAUGGAGAGUUUCUGGCUCGCAGAGACGUUGAAGUAUUUCUACCUGAUUUUCUCGGAGGACACUGAGUAUCAGGUGAAGAGGGAUGGGAAGAUGAAGUAUGUGCUCAGCACCGAGGCGCAUCCAUUGCGGGUCCGGGGUUAA
Messenger RNA from Clonostachys solani, 1626 nucleotides. Lineage: Eukaryota; Fungi; Ascomycota; Sordariomycetes; Hypocreales; Bionectriaceae. The record is from the annotation of a GenBank genome assembly.